AUGCCACGGCGCCGUCUGCCAUGGUGGUGCCCCAUUGUGUUUGCUGUCCACCUGCUUUCCUGCACAGCCCCGUCAGCGUUUGCAGCUGACAAGGUGGGGUUGCGAACACGGGUGUUCGUGAAGAGAACAUGUUUGGGCGAAACCCAGAGAAAUCAAACGCCGGAAUGGGCGUCCACUCUACCGGCAGCACGCUCAUCACCUCUGCUGCUUGAAACGCUUGCGACAGCCGUCCCUGCGCUGCAGCUGGAUGGCCCGCUGUCUCAGGCUAUUGAGGCGCUUGCAGACGGCCACUCAGUGUUGCGAACUUCCUCCCAACCAGAGCGGAAAACAGCACUGGUGGUGCUGUUAGCCAGCAGCGGCAAGGGCAAGACGCGCUUCCUGUACGAGCUGAACGAGCGACUUCAGCAGAAGAACCGGGCAAUGUGCAUCCCAAUCACCUUCAACGGUCAGCAAAACCUGGACUUCGAUUCUGACGCAGUAGAAACUUUGACGGCACAGCCAAGACAAAGAGCACUCGUGCAUGUGGUGUUACGGCUGCUCCACGCAACGUUUGAAAUCGAUGAUCUGCAAAAGUUUGCAGAAUCUUUUUGCAAGAGCCUCAAGGCCGCCAAUGUGCCUCUGACCGCGUCACUGCUGCGUGAGGUGGUGGCAGUGUGCUCAGAAACGCGUGAGGACAUCAAGAAUGUGACCAUCCUCGUGGAUGAAAGUGGCCGCUUGCCAAAGUUGCUGAACAUGCCAAGAGGAGACGGAGACGAGUUCUCGGCCCUGCGCUCCUUGUGCACGACCGCAGGCGUUAAUAGUCUGGGAUUUUCUGUGAUGGUGAUGCAAGCCGGCCUCGGCGACUUUGCCGAGCAGACCGUCAGCCAAAGAGAUGUGAAGGUCAUUGCGCUACUGGAGCAGGAAGUUGAGGACGCCCUGCAGAAUUGGGUGCUCUACGAGGCGGAGUCCCAAGACAGUGUCCAGCGCUGGGCAAACAGCAUUGCAGAACUUUGCAGGGACGGUCUGCGGACAGAGGCCAACACAGAAAAAAUCAUCAAGAAGCUGGUGCUGAAGCCUCUCGUUGUGGAGUACGUGCCCCUGGCUCGUGGCUUGGAAUACCUGACUGAGGCCGUGAAACAGUUUGACGUCUCGGACGCAGGGCCCAUCGCUACCGAGCCAGAGUUGGGUUCGAGAAUCCGUCAAGUUGGCCUCAAGCUUCGAGACUUGGUGGAUGGAAAUCUCAACGUGAGGUACAGCAUCGUGGCGCAGCGCCUGACGCCCGCAGUCCUGGCUCCAGCCAUCCUUCCUUCUCAUCGCUUGCUGGUGAGUCUCGAGCAGGAGAUUGGUGGCCACCGUGUCUCAAAGCUCCUGUCAGAGGCUGCGUACUCUAACACGCUUGAAGAGCUUCGCCCUGAUGCGGUGUUCCUCCCCAAGAUCGUGCCGGCCUUCUUGCGCCAAGCGGCUCAGCAGCAGUCUGACCUGCAUUAUCUUCUGGCCUGGUGGGAGGAGUUGGAAGAAGUGCUGAAGGCACAGGCUAGCGGCACCACAGGCGCUGGGAAGUUGCUGGAUGUGGGCGUCCGGCUUUGGACCUACACCAUUCUGCUGGCGCUGCAUAGAUGUGAGUUGAAACCAGAGGACCUUACCUUGGCCGACAUCUUCCCACAUUGCAUGACGCAUGACGGACUGGAGGCAGCGGUCUACAAGAUGCAAAUUCCUACAGCAGUGACCCUAAUGGCGUUGAGGAAGCCUCUGAAUUCCUCUGCGUCCACGAGAAUCCUGCACUUUGCUGUGGAUGAGGCUCGAGAGGGUGCGGCUACAGUACUAAGCAUGGCUGAUGGACAGGCUGGCGUGGACUCUGUUGUGGUGUUGCCUUUGCCACGAGGGAAGGGCCUUCCAUCCGAAACUCGAAAAGAUCAAGAUGUUCGGCUUGCCCUGCUUUACAUCACUCAUGACGAGCUUGUUAACAAGGCACGCGUGCUGGAGCAGAAGAGGAACUCCACCGUCCUGCGCGACUGUAACAAUUCCAGUCAUGUGGUGAAUCUGUUGUUGAUGGACAGGUCUGGCCUGAAAUCCUUCUUUGGGCCUUUGUGGCCUUUGUAUGCUCAAGUGCGCUACGGCACGAGCAAAGGAUGA
Symbiodinium sp. CCMP2456 is the source of this 2112-nucleotide messenger RNA. The record is from the annotation of a GenBank genome assembly. Lineage: Eukaryota; Dinophyceae; Suessiales; Symbiodiniaceae.